Molecule: messenger RNA, 755 nt
Organism: Prionailurus viverrinus (fishing cat)
Lineage: Eukaryota; Metazoa; Chordata; Mammalia; Carnivora; Felidae
Product: integrator complex subunit 6-like
Exons: 5
Coding region: 59-556 (165 amino acids)
Biological process (GO): snRNA 3'-end processing
Cellular component (GO): integrator complex
Source: RefSeq, a predicted model, not a curated record
AGGCACCACAGCCUCACUGCCAGUUUGCAGGUUACUGCCAGGCUCCGGGAACAAGGAAAUGAUGACAGAUAAAGCAGAGGAGUCUACUGUUGGGCCCGAGAAGCAAAUGAAAUGUCAUAGAGAACUCAUGACUUCUCUGUGUAAGAGUAGGCUGACCAGGGGGCUGCUGUCAGUGAUGCCGGAAGAAGAGGGGGCAUUCCAGGCCAGGGGCUCAGCCGUGUCUUUGGAAGAUGAUGACCCCAAGGUCGCCAGGAAGUCUGUGCUGUUCGGAAUGAUGCCGGAUACGUUGUCAUUCAAUCCAGAGGCGAUGAAUAGUGAUGUAAAACAUCAAAUCAUGAAAGAAAUUCGACAGUUUGGACGAAAAUAUGAAAAAAUCUUCAAAUUGCUUGAAGGAAUUCAAGGACCUCCAAAAGUGAGGAGACAGUUUGUUGAAUUUGCCAUCAAGGAAGCAGCAAGAUUUAAAAGACGAGACUUAAUUAAGCACCUUGAGAAGAUACUCGACAAAAUAGAAUCUGACAAAUUUCUCAGCAAAGAUAAGCAUAGCCCAAACCUAUAACCCUGUUAUCUCAACAAUCAAAAAAUAAGAAGCAGAUUGCUGUCUUCUAGAACGGAAUGGGAUAUUGCCGAAGCCUCCUAGCAUGUGUUAGUUAAGAGAAUUGCCUUCCGGAGGCUAAGAAAAAGUUGUUGUAGUUUUAAAAAUUUUAUUAAUUGUUGUUAAUAAAAGCUGGGCUUUUGCCCUACGAGUUCAUUUGAAA